AUGAACGAACAUAAGCCCAUCAAACUUUUGGAACAUGGAAGUCUCCAGGACUACGAUGUCGAUCCCUCGAGGAUUGGAUUCAAAUGGGUGACCAUGGGAUCUGAAAGGUUCAUAUGUGCUUGCGAAAGAAAUCGGGUGUUGAUAAUAGAUCGAUUCGAAUCGAAUAAUCUAAUUCAAAGACCGUUCAAGGUAGAAGCUGCUCUCAUGCAUCCUAGGAGUAAAAUUAUCGCAUUGAGGGAAGGACGUAACUUGCAAAUAUAUGAUCUCUACCUGAAUUGCAAAAUGAAGACACACACAAUGCAUGAGGACGUCGUGUUCUGGAAAUGGGUGAACGUAAAAAAACUUUGCGUGGUGACCGAGAAUUCCGUCUAUCACUGGUCAAAGGACGGAACCACCUCUCCCAAGAAGAUGUUUGAUAGACACAUUGAGACUAAGAAUUGCGAUGAGAUCAUAAAUUAUCUCGUAGACGCCGAAGAAAAAUGGAUGCUCGUAGUUGGAUUGAAAGUGAUGAGUGGACAUAUAGUUGGACUCAUGCAACUCCACAAAAGAGAUACUGAUAAGGAUAUGAUAUUACAAGGUCAGGCGGCGGCAUUUGCGUCGGUGAUAAUGGAACGCGGAAUAUAUCCCACAAAGUUUUUUAUCUACGGUGUGCGUAACCGAGAAACUUCAAAGCUUCACAUAAAGGAAAUGGAUCACCGAGAAGAAAACCCGGUGGUUCCUGAUAAAGUGGUAGACAUUUUUUACCAACGGGAUAAUACCAAUGAUUUUCUCAUAUCGAUACAAGUCAACAAGAAAUACGAUUUAAUUUUCCUGCUGACAAAGGGCGGAUACGUUCAACUAUUCGACCUGAGGACCGGGAUGUGCAUUUAUGUGACAAAUAUUAGUUUCACAACUGUUUUCACGUCAGCUCCAGAUGUCGGAGGGGUUGUUGCGAUAAAUCGGGCUGGUCAGAUUUUGUCUGUAGUCAUAGAUGAGACCUAUAUUGUUACCCAUAUUCUUGACAAUUUAAACGAUCGAGGUCUCGCAGUCCGAUUCGCCAAGAAGAAUGACUUACCCGAAAUCGCAGACAUAUAA
Molecule: messenger RNA, 1074 nt
Organism: Acaulospora morrowiae
Lineage: Eukaryota; Fungi; Glomeromycota; Glomeromycetes; Diversisporales; Acaulosporaceae
Source: the annotation of a GenBank genome assembly